AUGGGAGAGGACAGGUGGGCACAAGGAGCCGCUAUCAAGGCGGUGGCAAAGGGAAAGGACUGGUGUGGGGAGGAGGCCUGCCUCAAGUUGGUGAGGGCCGAGAACAGAGUCAGUUGGGAGCGGGAAAGGGAUGCGUACGUCAUCGCCUCGAAACACAACCUCACGAACCUUGGCGUCAAUUAUGCGGCGAAGUUCCUGCUGAAGUUCUACGGAUCUUUUGAAUGUAAGGGACAGCUGGUCCUCGUCCCCGAGCUCGCGAUGGAGUGUCGUUUGUGA
This is a messenger RNA of Linnemannia hyalina, 276 nucleotides long. NCBI's taxonomy places the organism in Eukaryota, Fungi, Mortierellomycota, Mortierellomycetes, Mortierellales, Mortierellaceae. The record is from the annotation of a GenBank genome assembly.